AUGUUCACGUGCCUCGAUAUUGAAAGCCAUGCCUUUGAAGCCUCUCUCCUAAUUGCGAAUUUCGGUUACCUCGUCAACCUCUCGGCCCAAACUCUCUCCGCCAUAGUCCUGUUCAUAAUGUCACUGCAGCCGGACACAUCCCAUCUUUCCCACUCGGGUUGUUGCAAAAAGACUUGGGCGAACGCUCUGGCUCUGUUCUGCAUCUUCGGAGCCCCUGCAAGCAUGACGAUUCAGCAGUUGUUUGCUGGGCGUAAAGAACCGCGAGUCACCGGAAGUAUGGCACUUCGGGCUUGCAGUUUCUUACCUGACACCUCGACAUUAUACUUUCUUCUCACUCCGGCGGUUUUGUUGCUUGCAAUCCAAUUUAUUGUGAUUAGUGUGGCUCUUCGACGAUGGUGCCCCGGUGACGGGUUCGGCAAAAGCUUCAAGCGACAGGAACGACUUGUUGUCCUGUUGAAGACUUGCAUCGGAGAGCUCUUUGUUUGGAGCGUGGCGCUCAUUGCCAGAGUCACCUCCUCGACAACAUUUUGGAACAUUUUCACUCUGUGCAUGGCUCUGCAGUCAAUCUUCUCAACGACGGUUUGCAUACUUUCAAGGUCAGUAAUCGGCGCUACUUUAGCGUCUCGGUACAAAUCCAGUCUGGAACCUCCCAGUUACCCGAACACAUUUCCCCAUUCUACCAGCGACGACGACAGAUAUUUGGGACACAUGAGGCAGUGCAAAUUGUCUGACGAUAAUGAACGCUUUUACUAUUAG
Molecule: messenger RNA, 756 nt
Organism: Mesocestoides corti
Lineage: Eukaryota; Metazoa; Platyhelminthes; Cestoda; Cyclophyllidea; Mesocestoididae
Source: the annotation of a GenBank genome assembly